This is a messenger RNA of Penicillium salamii, 1722 nucleotides long. The record is from the annotation of a GenBank genome assembly. Lineage: Eukaryota; Fungi; Ascomycota; Eurotiomycetes; Eurotiales; Aspergillaceae.
AUGGCGAGAACCCAAGAGCGUCGAGCUCGUGCGGUAUGCGUCCGAUGCCACAGCAGAAAAGUGAAAUGCGAUCUGGAGGCGCGACCGGGGGGGAUCUGCAGUCGGUGUCAACAUGAAAACCACCAAUGUCAACCUCAUAUUGGUCCACGCAAACAAAGGGCCAUCCGCUCUUCACUGGCCAGGGCUAGGACUGACACUUCAUCCCCAGAUCGACCAGUGGUGGCUGCAGAAGCUGCAGAAGCAGAGAUAACCCCACAAGAAGCAGCGUCAUCGUUUAGUGUUCUAGGGAAUCAACCACCAAACUGCUCAAUUCCAGUCAACGGAGCUGAUGUCUCGCGACUGCCAAACUUCAUAGAAGGGAGCUCCGCCAUUUUAGACGCAAGCCAGGCAUGUCGGCUCCCACCACCUGUCAUUGCCCAGGCGUUGUCCGACUUUUACUUCCGUGAGCUCUUCUGUCUCGUGCCGGUCCUUGACCGCGGGCAACCCGAAACAACAACUUCGGUGUUGUUGCAGCAGGCACUAUACUUUGCCGGAAGUACCAUGCGUCAAGCGGCGCAACCCUCGGCGGAAUGGUCUGCAUUUCGGAUAUACGGACGAAUCAAAACAUUGUUGUUUCUUCAUCACGACCCAAGCCCCUUCCAUAUGCUUGCCGCCCUGUGUAUCCUCGGGACUUGGCUUCCAUACUCCCCCGAUGCCAUUACGCUCGACAACCCGUGGCAAUGGACCAGUAUGGGAAUCCGACUUGGGAUACAGCUGCACUUGCACGAGGACGGGGCAUAUCGUUCCUUCACGCGUCCCGGAAGGAUGAGAAGAAUCUGGUGGUACCUUUUCAUUAACGACACCCUUCAGAUGUCAUGCUGUGGCCGCCCUGGGAUGUUCCCAUUGAAAGAAACCACUGUACGCUUGCCUGAGGCAACUGAUUUCGAGGAUCCCCACGAUCUCGGAGCUGCAUCAUUCUGUGCACUGGCUUCACUUUGCACGCAUUUGAGAAAGGCCAUAGACCUCGGACGAUAUCAAAACACCCCACAAGAUCAGGUGUAUUCCGGUCUUGAAGAUCUGAUCAUGUGGAGAGAACGCUUGCCGGUCGGAUUAAACUUGUUUGAUAUGGAAACAAGAAAACCUUACCAUCGCCCUACUGUUGAGCUCUACGUAUUCUAUUUGGUGACUGUCAUCUUAACCUGUUCGCUUGGUCGGAGAGACAACUCACCAUGUCUGAAAUACGUCUCGAUGGUUGCCUCGUCCUGCAUAUCUCGGCUGUACGAGGAGGUCUUAUAUCAUGAGGAUGUACAAUAUCUCCUCCCUAUUCACUCCUGGGCAAAUCUUGUCGCUGCGAUCCCGCGAGCAUUCAGUGACAGCGAUAUUCUAAACCCUAACCGGAUACAUGAACUCGAAAUUUGUCAACAGGUACUAGAAAAGAUGAGCGAGAAGCAUACCUCUGCUUCUAUGAUUCGCGGCAAGAUUGAUACCCUUGGCAAUCUCGGUGUUAGCAUGUUUCCCCAGGCGGAUGAUUUGAGCCCUAUCCCCGAUCAAAGGAAAAGGGAUAUGGCAAGGCUCUUCCCUUUUCCUAUGGAAUUUUGUCCCAUGCUUGAUUUACUGCAUUGGGGCAAGGAUGGAGGCCAGGGCCUCGAUGACCUUCCCGCCCUGUCUAUGAACAGCAUGGAUGGCCAAGAUUGGCCGGUAGACUGGUCCUUGUUUCUGUUUGAUGCACCUAUGAACUUUUAA